CCAGGCGCGCGAGGAGGAGGCGAUCAAGAGUGGGAAGACAGCCGCAGGCGCCGUGGAGGCGGAGGAACACGCGGCGCGGCCGCGCUCCUCCGGCGGCGCGACGGCGCGGCAGCCACAGCAGGCGCUGGACAGCCAGAGGGCCGACGCCACCGACGUCCAGGAGGCCGAGCGGGAGUCGCUGCUGCAGCAAGUCCUGAUGGACAACGCCCACCUGCGGCUCGACGUGAGGAUGGCGGGCGAGCGGUUGCGCCGCGAGCAGCACGAGCGCGCCCUGCAGUCGUCGGCGGUCCAGAGGCUUCAGGACACCUGCCUGCAGCUGGAGCGCGAGCUCGCCCGGAGCCAUGCGGACGUGGCCUUCUACCGGGGCCGUGGCUUCCAGCACGCCUGGCCCGGUGCACCGCGGACGUGAGCCUGCAGUUAUUAUAGUUAUGCGCCUGGGGAGAAGGAAGA
This is a messenger RNA of Prorocentrum cordatum, 450 nucleotides long. The record is from the annotation of a GenBank genome assembly. Lineage: Eukaryota; Dinophyceae; Prorocentrales; Prorocentraceae.